AUGGACGAGCAAGCGGGUCCCGGCGUCUUCUUCAGCAACAACCACCCGGCAGCCGGUGGUGCCAAGGGUCUCGGGCCUCUGGCGGAGGCUGCCGCGGCCGGCGACGGGGCGGCUGCGGCGGGGGCGGCCCGAGCCCAGUACAGCCUCCCGGGGAUCCUGCACUUCCUGCAGCAUGAGUGGGCCCGCUUCGAGGUCGAGAGAGCCCAGUGGGAAGUGGAGCGGGCGGAGCUGCAGGCCCAGAUUGCCUUUCUUCAGGGGGAAAGGAAAGGUCAAGAAAACUUAAAGAAGGAUCUUGUGAGAAGAAUCAAAAUGCUGGAAUAUGCUCUUAAACAGGAAAGAGCCAAAUACCACAAGUUGAAAUAUGGGACAGAAUUGAAUCAGGGAGAUAUGAAGCCUCCAAGCUAUGAUUCUGAUGAAGGUAAUGAAACAGAGGUACAGCCACAACAAAACAGCCAGUUAAUGUGGAAGCAAGGUCGGCAACUACUCAGACAGUAUCUACAGGAGGUGGGUUACACAGAUACUAUUCUAGAUGUGAAAUCCAAACGAGUGCGAGCUUUGUUGGGCUUUUCAAGUGAUGUCACUGACAGGGAAGAUGACAAAAAUCAGGACUCAGUUAUAAAUGGCACAGAAGCCGAAGUUAAAGAGACAGCAAUGAUUGGAAAAUCCGAGUUAACAGAUUCUGCCUCCGUGCUGGAUAAUUUUAAAUUCCUUGAAAGUGCAGCUGCAGAUUUCAGUGAUGAAGAUGAAGAUGAUGACAUUGAUGGAAGAGAGAAAAGCAUCAUUGAUACUUCAACAAUUGUUAGGAAGAAAGUAUUGCCCGAUAGCAGUGAAGAUCGAGAUACAAAAGAAGCUCUAAAGGAGUUUGACUUCUUGGUUACAUCAGAAGAAGGAGACAAUGACUCCAGAAGUGCAGGCGAUGGGACAGACUGGGAAAAGGAAGACCAAUGUCUCAUCCCUGAAGCUUGGAAUGUGGACCAGGGAGUAAUUACCAAACUCAAGGAACAAUACAAAAAGGAGAGAAAGGGGAAAAAGGGGGUGAAGAGAAAAACAACCGAAGAUCUGUUUCAGCCUCUAUCCUAUAUAAAACAGUCAAAACAGGGAUAUGGGAGAAUGAAGCAUCGAAGUACAGGGCCCAAUAGGUCAAAACUACAAGACAUGCUUGCUAAUUUGAGAGAUGUUGAUGAACUUCCCUCCUUGCAGCCAUCUGUGGGUUCACCCUCCAGACCCAGCAGCUCCAGGCUUCCUGAACAUGAAAUAAAUAGGGCAGAUGAAGUGGAAGCACUGACGUUUCCUCCUUCUUCUGGGAAGUCAUUCAUCAUGGGAGCAGAUGAAGCACUCGAAAGUGAACUGGGACUGGGAGAAUUGGCAGGCCUUACAGUGGCCAAUGAAGCAGAUUCAUUAACUUAUGAUAUAGCAAAUAAUAAAGAUGCAUUGAGGAAGACAUGGAACCCCAAGUUUACAUUAAGAAGUCACUUUGAUGGCAUUAGAGCCCUCGCUUUCCACCCCACUGAGCCUGUUUUGAUAACAGCAUCAGAGGAUCACACGUUAAAAAUGUGGAAUUUGCAGAAAACAGCCCCAGCCAAAAAGAGCACGUCUCUUGAUGUGGAGCCUAUCUAUACAUUCAGAGCUCAUAAAGGUCCAGUGCUUUGUGUGGUGAUGAGCAGCAAUGGUGAGCAGUGCUACAGUGGUGGUACUGAUGGAUUGAUCCAGAGCUGGAACACCACUAACCCCAACAUCGAUCCCUAUGACUCCUAUGAUCCUUCUGUCUUAAGAGGCCCUCUCUUGGGCCACACGGAUGCAGUCUGGGGCUUGGCCUACAGUGCAGCACACCAGCGUUUGUUGUCCUGUUCAGCAGAUGGCACUCUCCGGUUGUGGAAUACAACUGAGGUUGCUCCAGCCCUGAGUGUGUUUAAUGAUAAUCAAGAAUUGGGAGUCCCUGCCUCUGUGGAUCUGGUGAGCAGUGACCCAAGCCAUAUGGUUGCAUCAUUCAGCAAAGGAUACACAAGCAUCUUUAACAUGGAAACACAACAACGCAUUCUCACUCUAGAAUCCAAUCUAGAUUCAACUGCCAACUCUUCCUGCCAAAUAAAUAGAGUCAUCAGUCACCCCACUCUUCCCAUCAGCAUCACUGCCCAUGAAGACAGGCACAUCAAAUUCUAUGAUAACAAUACAGGCAAACUGAUCCACUCGAUGGUAGCCCACCUAGAAGCCGUUACAAGUUUAGCAGUUGAUCCAAAUGGCCUGUACUUAAUGUCUGGCAGUCAUGACUGUUCAAUACGUUUAUGGAACCUAGAAAGUAAGACGUGUAUCCAGGAGUUCACAGCUCAUCGGAAAAAGUUUGAAGAAUCAAUUCAUGAUGUAGCUUUCCACCCAUCCAAAUGCUAUAUAGCCAGUGCUGGGGCGGAUGCACUGGCUAAAGUCUUUGUAUGA
Messenger RNA from Budorcas taxicolor (takin), 2430 nucleotides. It is a transcript of the gene STRN, whose product is annotated as striatin. Gene Ontology annotation, molecular function: armadillo repeat domain binding; protein-containing complex binding; protein phosphatase 2A binding. The record is from RefSeq and is a predicted model, not a curated record. The transcript has 20 exons. Gene Ontology annotation, cellular component: dendrite. Bases 1 to 2430 code for a protein of 809 amino acids. Lineage: Eukaryota; Metazoa; Chordata; Mammalia; Artiodactyla; Bovidae.